UGCCUGUGGGUUUGUGGCAGCACUGCUGCAGUAUCUGUUCCUCUCUGCCUUCUGCUGGAUGAUGUGUGAGGGGAUCAUGCUCUACCUCAUGUUGAUUGUGGUCUUCAGUCGACUCUCAAAGAAGUGGUGGUUCUUUAUGAUUGUUGGAUACUGCCCUCCUCUACUGUUUGUGGCUAGUGGACUGGCAGCACGUGUUGAGCACUAUGGAGUAUAUGGAGAUGAUGGAGAGCUUGCCUUCUGCUGGCUGUCUAUAAAGCAAGGGAGUAUCUUUGCAUUUGUGGCACCAAUGGUUAUCAUCAUAAUGAUCAACACAGUGUUUCUAGUGCUGGCUGUUAAAGUAUUGAUCCGCAGUAAGAGCCAGGCAAGGGCACUAAUUAACAAAGAAAAAUCCAUCAACAAAGCAGCGAAUAUAUUGAAAGCAACAGUCAUUCUUCUACCUCUACUGGGAGUGACCUGGUUGUUUGGUCUUCUCACACUCAAUAGCAACACAACAGUGUUUGCUUGGCUCUUCACUAUCUUCAACUCCCUCCAGGGACUUGCGAUAUUUGCUUUCCAUGUCAUCAGAAGCACACUGGUUUGGAACACAUUAACCUCUAUGUUCAAGAAGAAACCAAAGCCUUUGUCUAAGGAGAAAGCUUCAAGUUCCUCAGAUGGCCAGCAUUCAACGAAUCGACUUAAGGAACUUCUGCACAAAAAACCGCUAGACACCAAUGAAAACAUAUCUGUUGUAACAAGCAGUGCUCUAUUUACAUCUGUGGCAAGUGAAUCAGUAGCCAAUGAUGAAGUUAUGACUACUGACGAGAAGGGCUCGGACUACAUAGCAUAGGAGAAUGAUGAGAGCAGUACUCACCUAGACUGUUCUUGUGUGUCUAAACUAGAGUGUGUGUAUAGCUAUUUUCGUAUGUAGACACAACUUGCGGCAAUUAUUCUUUAUUCUACCCA
This is a messenger RNA of Geodia barretti, 942 nucleotides long. Lineage: Eukaryota; Metazoa; Porifera; Demospongiae; Tetractinellida; Geodiidae. The record is from the annotation of a GenBank genome assembly.